CAAUAUCGAUAUCGUUUUGUUCAUAAUAAUAUUCAAUCUCUAAUACACGCACAUCUAUUGAGGUUAAGCACGUUGGUGUUUGUUAAAAAUAAUUAAACUAUUACAGUUACAGAUUUACAGUUUUGAAUAAACGAUUUGCAAUUUCUUGAUCUGAGUUUGAACACGAAUUAUUUUAUACAUCAAAUUCAACUACAGUUUACAGUUUGUAAAAAAUAUCAUAAAAACAUUCAAACUAAGGAUAUCACUCUACACCUUCAGUUAUGAAGAUGAAAAUUAAUAAGUCUGUGGGGAAGAUGAAGCCGUCAUCGUUGAUGAAAGUAAAGAAAAAGAAAUUGAAGAAAACUGCUCCAAAAAAUAACGUUGCCAAAAAAACCGCUUUUCAUAAAGCAAUUAGGAAUGGCAUACCAGAAGCCAAACAAGAUUCUGAAAGUGAAAAUGAUAGUGACGAAGAAAUGGAAAAUGAAGGCGAUAUUAGUGAAACAGAAAUGGAACUAUCGGGAGGUGGUCAUAAGAAAGAUUUGGAAAAAUUGAAGGACACGGAUCCUGAGUUCUACAAAUUUUUAAAAGAAAAUGACAAGUCCGUUUUCGAUUUUGAUCCUGAAGAUAGCGACAACGAGGAUGAAGAAAAAGUUCAUAGACCACCCGACAGCUUGGAGGUGAACAGCGAUGAAGAAGACUACGAAGCUGACGGGCAGGCCGCAGUUGCAAGUGGGUCGCGUAAACUGGUCACCCUAAAAAUGAUCUCAGAAUGGCAACAACAACUCUCUACUGACAAGUCGGUGAACACCAUAUCGUCAGUCAUCAAGGCAUUCCAUGCUGCUCUGCAGAGUGUUACCAAGGACACCGAUGAGGACUCAGUGCCUUCAGAAUACAAAGUUGUUGGCAGUGCAGUAUUCAACGGAGUUGUGCAGUUGUGUGUACUCGAACUGCAGCCAGCCCUCUUGAGGUUUCUCAAAAUCUCCACAGAACACGGCCAGUUGAGCAGAGCGCAGCCGGCCAAAUCGAAGAAUUGGAAGAAGCUCAAACUCCCUCUCAGAGAUUAUUUCACGGAUUUAUUGAAGUUGCUAGGAGGUGUUACCUCGGAUCACAUCCUGUGUGUUAUGCUGAAGCACCUGCAUCAGAUGACCUGCUUCAUCGCCUACUAUCAGCAGAUAAUCAAGCAACUGCUGCGUCGUCUGGUGUCGAUGUGGUCGGAGAGUAGCGACGAAACUGUCAGAGUUCUCGCUUUCCUCUGCAUUCUUAGAAUCACAACCACACAGCUCAAAAAGUGGCUGGAGCCCGUGCUCAAGCUGAUGUAUUCGGCGUAUGUGUCGAACAGUAAGUUUGUGUCUCCAAAUACAUUGCCGGGAAUCAACUUCAUGAGGCGCUGCCUGACAGAACUGCUGACUCUCGAUGCGGGAGUCACCUAUCAGCACGCCUUCCUCUACAUUCGGCAGCUGGCAAUUCAUUUGCGAAAUGCCAUUACCCUACAUAAGAAGGAGUCUAUCCAAGCAGUUUAUAACUGGCAGUUUGUAAAUUCACUGAAAUUAUGGACAGAUACACUGUGCGCAACUCACAGCAAAUCUCAAAUGCAAUCAUUGAUUUAUCCACUGGUGCAGAUAAUCAUUGGGUGCGUGAAAUUGGUGCCUACCACGCGAUACUACCCUCUGAGGUUUCACUGCUGUCAAAUGCUAAUCGAUCUAUCCAGAGCGACUGCAACUUUCAUUCCAGUUCUGCCAUUUAUCUUGGAGGUACUAACGCAGACAAAUUUCGAAAAAGGGCACAAAAAGGUGUCGAUGAAGCCGAUGGACUUCACUUGCGUUCUGAAGUUGUCGCAGUCACAAAAGCUGGAGAAUGCCUUCAAGGACGCCACCAUUGAGCAGGUCUACCGGCUGACUCUGCUCUCUCUGGCCACCGAAUCGCAUCGCAUGAGCUUUCCCGACUUGGCCCUGCUGCCCAUUCUCCAUCUGAAAAACUUUGUGAAGACUAGUAAGAUGAGCAAGUACAUUCAGAAGCUGAGAGGUGCAUUGAACAAAAUCAUUGAGAACUCGAAAUUCAUUGAAAAUGAAAGGAAGAAGUUGACGAUGAAUUUGAAUGAUACAAAAGCGGUUGAAGCAUGGGAGAAGACAAUACUAGCUAAGGGAACUCCACUCAACACGUUCUGUACAUCGUUGAUGAAAAUUGUUGCUCAACAAGAAGCUAAAAACGCUACAGACAAUGAUAAGUUGGGCCACUUUAAACUCCCGGUAUUGAAGAAAGGAGAAAAGAAGAGAAACAGAGAAGAUAAAGAAGUGAGAAUACCUUUGUCGGACAGUGACGAUGAUGAGGAUGAAUCGGCUCUUCUCAGGAUGGAUGGAGAACCAGUUCAAAAAAAGCCAAAAGCUUCAAAGAAAACAGUCAAUUUGGAGGAAACUAGGAAGAAGAAGAAAAUUAAGAAGAAUAUGACCUUGAAGAAUGCAAAAGAUGAUGACGAUGACUCAGUAAUAGAUAGAGAGGAUGAGAUUGUAGAUUUUGAUGUAAAUGAUUUUUAAAUAUUUCAAUUAAGAUUGCUAUUCUUGUGAUGUUAACCGUCUUUUCAUUUGAAAAUAUAAUAUUAAUUUACAAAAACAUAAUUCUAUGUAAAUUUAAA
This is a messenger RNA of Nilaparvata lugens (brown planthopper), 2608 nucleotides long. RefSeq names its product nucleolar complex protein 2 homolog (gene Noc2). Gene Ontology annotation, cellular component: nucleoplasm; Noc2p-Noc3p complex; Noc1p-Noc2p complex. Lineage: Eukaryota; Metazoa; Arthropoda; Insecta; Hemiptera; Delphacidae. The coding region runs from base 261 to 2510 and encodes 749 amino acids. The record is from RefSeq and is a predicted model, not a curated record. The transcript is spliced from 14 exons. Gene Ontology annotation, molecular function: histone binding; transcription corepressor activity. Gene Ontology annotation, biological process: ribosomal large subunit biogenesis; negative regulation of transcription by RNA polymerase II.